UAACCUAUUUCAACACGCAAUGUGUAGAAACUUACACAACGAUUAUUCAGUGCAAUACAUUUGAAUGUUUUAAUUCUCUAAAAAAAUAACAGUAGGCAACUGAUGAUUAUGUAACGUGGUUUCUAUAUAAUACAUGGAGACCUUUCCAAGAGUACAUUCUUUGAAGAUUCACUUCGCGUAAGGACUACUUGUCGGUGAGAUGGCCAUCUUGUUGGCGUUCUUGGUUACACUAAACCUGUUUGUGGGCGCCGCCCGCGCUCAGGGCUUCAUGCCGGUGCCCCCUGACGACGGGCCCUGCCCCGUUUUCCCCGUAGUGAAGAAUUUCGACCUCCAUGCGUACCUCGGCGAAUGGUAUGAGAUCGAGCGCUUCUUCAACCCAUUCCAAGACGGCUCCUGCGUCACGGCCAACUACGCACUUUUCCCAAACGGCAGCGUGUCCGUUCUCAACGCCGACGUCCAGGAAGGUGAACUAAAUACAAUUGCUGGCGUGGCGACUCUAUCAGAUGACCCAAGCGCUGGUCAGUUAUUUGUGGAAUUUCCUUUCACCGCUGGCUUCGAUGGAAUCGGCAUGGGGAGAAACAAACCUAACUACAAUGUGGUUGCAACCGACUACAAGAAUUACGCUGUUGUCUACACGUGUGAAUAUUUUGGGCCUGAACUUAAAUUUGAAUUUUCCUGGAUACUGGCACGUAGACCACAGAUUCCAAACUCAUUCUUGACAGAUCUGAAGCACUGGCUGCAGCUGGUCAACAUCAAUGCCAAGCGGUACAUGCCCACUGUGCAAACCAACUGUCCAAAUCGAACAGCAUCUUAGGACGCAAAGCCUUAUUGGGAUAUUUAUCUGCGCAAUAGUAUUUGCCCUUCAGUAGAUAUUAGUUUUUUGAUCUGGAAAAAAAUAGUGGAACAUAUGAUGAAAUGAACUUUCGUGUACUGCAAACCACAGAUUUAUUUACAUCAAAAUUAAAUAAAAUUAUUAC
Molecule: messenger RNA, 977 nt
Organism: Penaeus indicus
Lineage: Eukaryota; Metazoa; Arthropoda; Malacostraca; Decapoda; Penaeidae
Product: apolipoprotein D-like
Exons: 6
Coding region: 200-814 (204 amino acids)
Biological process (GO): lipid metabolic process; response to reactive oxygen species
Cellular component (GO): cytoplasm
Molecular function (GO): pigment binding
Source: RefSeq, a predicted model, not a curated record